Molecule: messenger RNA, 1485 nt
Organism: Phoenix dactylifera (date palm)
Lineage: Eukaryota; Viridiplantae; Streptophyta; Magnoliopsida; Arecales; Arecaceae
Source: RefSeq, a predicted model, not a curated record
AUUAUUUUUUUCUCAUCCCCACAUGCUUUGUUCGUAUGUCCUGUGUUGAUUUUUUUAUGUGCAUGCAAUCAUAGCCCCCCAUCAAUGGCAUGAAAACUCCCCGUGCUCCAUUUUUUGAUUCCAGUUUGGAGGUUUGUAGUUUGGACAGCAACAAUAAUAAUUAACAUCAAAUCAAGCGUCCAAGGAGGAGGAGAUGGAAAGAAUAGAGAGCCAUGUACAAUGAGUAGUGCAAGUGGAAAAUGACUGAUAACGGAAGUAUGUUGGUGGUGGUGGGAGGAGAAGAGAGAAGAAGGGAGUAUAGAAAAGGGAACUGGACUCUCAUUGAGACUAUGGUUUUGAUUGAAGCAAAGAAGAUUGGCAAUGAAAGGAGGAUGCAAAGGUCAAAAGAGACUGAAGAAAGGAUGGGUGGAAGUAGCAGUAGCAGCAGACCAUCGGAGACGAGGUGGAAAUGGGUGGAAGACUAUUGUUGGAGGCAUGGUUGCUAUAGGAGCCAAAACCAGUGCAAUGACAGAUGGGAUAACCUCAUGAGGGACUUCAAGAAGGUGAGAACAUAUGAGAUGAGUUUCGGAGUGGAAGGGAGUGAUAGGUUGUCUUAUUGGAAGCUUGAGAGGCAUCAAAGGAAGGAGAGGAACCUACCUUCCAAUCUCUUGCCUGAGAUAUAUGAGGCUUUGAUUGACGUGGUGGAGAGAGGACGUACUGUUGAGGGAGCGAGUGGUAGUACUUCUAACGUAGCAGGAUUAGUGGGAGAAGAAAGGCAUAUGGGAAGCAUCUCAGCUUCAAUGCCUCCAAUGAUGCAACAUAACAGGCCAGGCUCUACACCACAAGCACCAAGUCCACCAUUGCUGCCUCCUCAUGCGCUCCCAGGAGCUCAAGCAGCAGGAAUCAUAGAUUCUGAUGAUGAUGAGCAUUCAAACGCAUCUGUAAGGAAGAGGAGAAGAGAAGGAAGCAGCAGCAAGAACAAGUCCCAUAAGCUAAGUUCAGCAAUCUCCAAAUGUGCUUCUAUUUUAGCAGAACCAUUCCAAGCUAGUGAGGAGAAGGAGAUGAGAAGGCAUAAGGAUCUCAUGAGGAUGAAGGAGAGAAAGACCAAGAUGGAGCAGUCAAAGGCAGAGAUCAGUGUCCAGUCCAUGGAUAGCCUGGCUACUGCCAUCAACCAGCUAGCCUGCUCAAUCCUUGGUUCAGUUGCUGACAAGGGUCCACCAGCUCCUAAGUAAAUAUAUAAAAAUGACCAUAAAUAUGUAACCAAGACCUCUUUCAUGGCAUGUUGAUGGACACCCAUUUAUGUUAUCUUAUUUCACCUUGGGUGAAACCUCUUUCUUUCUUCAGCCAUUGCCACUUCCAAUGAUUAAUCUUGCUGAGCUUACAGGAAUCUCUGCUGCAACUUUCAGGGCAUGAUUGCCUUAGAAAAGCUUGACAAAGAAAGAUUCCCUCUGCAGGUGGCACAUGACAAGAUAAUGAAAUUUUCUAGAUUAUGUUUCACUAGAUUUA